Prorocentrum cordatum is the source of this 900-nucleotide messenger RNA. The record is from the annotation of a GenBank genome assembly. NCBI's taxonomy places the organism in Eukaryota, Dinophyceae, Prorocentrales, Prorocentraceae.
AUGGGCGACGCGGUUGCGUUCGGCAUGCAGUUCCGCGGCGCGCGCGUGCUGCAGGCGGUGCUGGCAGACCUGGUGCAGCUCGGCCUCGGCAGCGAGUCUGGCCGCCCGCUGGUGAUCCUCGGCGGCCAGUCCGCUGGGGGCCGAGGGGCCAUGGUCAGCCUCGAGUACGUCCGCGACAUGCUGGGCCCCGAGCUGGCGCAGCGGGUCGACGUGAUGGGCUUCCUGGACUCCCCGCUCUGGGUGGACGUGCCCCCGUACUCUGCCCACUUCGUUGGCUUCGCGGCCAUGUGCCAGGGGGUCUUCUCUUAUGCGAACGUGACUCGCUUGGGCCGGCGGUGCGAGGCGGCACAUCCGGGGAGCGACCGCUGGAAGUGCAUCAUGGGGGAGUACCGGAUGCCGCACAUCAGGACACCGUACUUGCUGGUCGCCUCCCAGUACGACGCGUUCCAGCUGAGCGAGAACUCGAUCUCCCUUCCCAAGGAUGCGAACGAGACGGCCUACGCUGACUCCCUCGCGAACCGCACGCGGGACCUGAUGAGCACGCUGCGUGCCGGCUGGCAGCCCGGCGGCCUACAGAACGCCCACCCGAUUCUCCUGGACCUGCCACGACCACGCCUCCAGCUGCUCGUCGCGGGGCUUCGACCGGCGAACGUGCGGGCCCGACCGGGUCACCCUCGACGCUGCCACGCUGCAGUUCCUCGGUCUGGAGCCCCUGACGGGCUACCCCAGGACUCGAGACACUGGAGUGGAUCGACAGCUGCUCGGGCAUCAACUGCGGCGACGGGUGCGGAAUCGGCCUCGAGCGGCAUCAACGACUGCGGCCUCGACCUCCUGCGAGCAGGGCAGGACAGGCCCUGCUCGCGGACCCCGCAGGGCCCGGAGCAUCCAGCUAGAGGCUAG